AUGGCUUUCAAUUUUUCGAAAUUUCUGCAGCUCUACGGAUAUGACUUAUUUUUGGGAACUAUUGCGGCUUUCUAUGUUUUCAUGGCGCCCUAUACUAAGGUUGAGGAAAGUUUCAAUCUUCAGGCAAUGCAUGAUAUCUUAUAUCACAGGCAUCACAUAGAAAAGUAUGAUCAUUUGGAGUUUCCAGGAGUAGUUCCUCGAACUUUUAUUGGUGCUCUUGUCGUCUCAGUUUUGGCCUCUCCAGUUGUAUUUACUAUGAAUUUGAUACAGAUACCAAAAGUGUGUAGCCUUUAUGCAGUUCGCUUGUUUCUCGGUUGCCUGGUAUUGUGUACACUUCGAUUUUUUCGUGUGCAGAUUAGAAGGAAAUUCGGUUACCAGGUGGAAGCCUUUUUUGUAAUAUUGACUGCACUCCAGUUCCACAUGCUGUUCUACUGUACCCGCCCCCUUCCCAAUGUACUUGCCUUUGUUUUAGUCAAUUUGGCAUAUGGUUUUUGGCUGAAAGGGAGCUUUUACGCUGCUUUAAGAUGCUUGAUAUUUGCUACACUUAUUUUCAGAUGCGAUAUGCUGCUACUGAUUUCUCCUCUUGGACUGGAGCUAUUGCUGACAAAAUCCAUUUCGUUCUGGAAGGCAGUAAGGACCUGCAUUGGGACUACUUUGUUGUGCAUAGGUCUCACUGUGCUGGUUGAUUCGAUUAUGUGGAGGAAAUUGAUGUGGCCAGAAUUUGAAGUUUUCUGGUUCAACUCUGUCUUGAACAAGAGUUCUGAAUGGGGUACACAUCCAUUUCACUGGUACUGGACUUCAGCACUGCCCCGUUCCUUGCUUUCCUCGUAUCCACUCUUUUUGCUAGGAGUCUUCCUUGAUAGAAGGACUGUCUUCUACAUUGUUCCCGUUCUCUCAUUUGUUCUUCUUUACUCAAAGCUUCCCCAUAAGGAACUUCGAUUUAUUAUUAGUUCCCUUCCUAUCUUCAAUAUGGCUGCAGCAGUUGCUGCUAGCAGGAUAUAUAACAACAGGAAGAAGGGCUUCUGGAAAUUUCUUAAUGUUGCCAUGUUAGGUUCACUCUUGGUUAGUCUAGGAUGUACAGCCAUGAUGUUUAUUGCAUCCUAUGAGAAUUAUCCCAGCGGUUAUGCACUGAAGACUUUACACAGGACAGGUAUCUUGACAAAGAAUGCUACUGAAGUAUGGGUGCAUAUUGACACUUUAUCUGCCAUGAAUGGAAUCUCCCGCUUUUGUGAGAAUGACCAUCCUUGGAGAUACUCGAAAGAAGAAGGAAUUCCUCUGCAGGAAUUGCAGAAAAGAAAUUUCUCGUAUCUUGUAAAAGAAGGGAUUUUCCAGAGCAAAGCUUCGCCGUGGUUUUCCUCCCAUAUCACUGGUUAA
Messenger RNA from Oldenlandia corymbosa var. corymbosa, 1374 nucleotides. NCBI's taxonomy places the organism in Eukaryota, Viridiplantae, Streptophyta, Magnoliopsida, Gentianales, Rubiaceae. The record is from the annotation of a GenBank genome assembly.